AUGAACUACAAUUUCACGGAUCGGGUGCGCAAAGUUCUCGCGAUGGCCAGAGACGAGGCCAUCAGGCUGCAACACGACUACGUGGGCACCGAGCAUGUCCUGCUGGGACUGAUCCGUGAACGGGAAGGGGUCGCGGCCACGGUAUUGAUGAAUCUGGGUGUGGAUCUGAGCCAGGUUCACGAGCGAGUCGAGGAGGCGGUCCGCAAGGGAAAGGCCACCAUCGCCCUGGGCGAGCUCCCCUACACCUCACGUGCAAAGAAGGUAUUGGAGUUCGCCUUGGCUGAGGCACGCGAGCUCAACCACUCGUACGUAGGCACGGAACACUUGCUGCUGGGGCUUCUCAGGGAAGAGAAGGGCAUCGCGGCGCAGGUGCUCAACUCCAUAAGCGUGCGCCUGGACCGGGCGCGCGCGGAGUGUCUCAGGGUGCUGGGCUCCGAGAUGAGUUCGGAUGUGGGUGGGGGCUCCGCCGUUCCGGCCGGAGGCAAGAGCGAGAAGAAGUCCAAGACCCCGGCGCUGGACCAUUUCUGCCGCGAUCUCACCAGCCUCGCGAAGGGGGGCAAGCUCGACCCCACCAUAGGCCGCCGUGUGGAGAUCGAACGCAUCGUCGAGAUCCUCUGCCGCCGCAAGAAGAACAACCCGGUGCUGAUCGGUGAACCAGGAGUAGGCAAGACGGCCAUCGUCGAGGGGCUGGCGCAGCUCAUUACCGAGGGCGAGAUCACGGAGGCCUUGAAGGACCACCGGCUGCUGGCACUGGACAUGGCGGCCGUCAUCGCGGGAACCAAGUAUCGCGGCCAGUUCGAGGAGCGCCUCAAGGCCGUCAUGAACGAGAUUUCGCAGGGCCGCAACGUGAUCCUCUUCAUCGACGAGCUGCAUACGCUUGUGGGAGCGGGAGCGGCCGAGGGCGCCAUCGACGCAUCGAACAUGUUCAAGCCGGCACUUGCCCGCGGAGAACUCCAGUGCAUCGGUGCUUCCACGCUGAACGAGUAUCGCAAGUACAUCGAGAAGGACGGAGCGCUGGAAAGGCGUUUUCAGCCGGUCAUUGUGGAUCAGCCGACGGUCGCGGAGACGGUCGACAUCCUCAAGGGUCUGCGCGGGCACUACGAGGACCACCACCGAAUCGUCCUGUCCGACCCUUCGCUGGAGGCAGCGGCCAAGCUGUCCGACCGCUACAUCACCGACCGCUUCCUGCCCGACAAGGCGAUCGACGUGAUCGAUGAGGCCGGGUCUCGCGCGCGCAUCGCGAGCCAGGUGCCGUCUCCCGAGGUCGAGGAGCUGAAGGAGGAACUCGCCGCGCUGGCCGGACAUAAGGAGCUGGCGAUCCGUAAUCAGGACUUCGAGCGCGCGGCGGAGUUGCGCGACGAGGAGCGCGAGCUUCAACGCCGGAUCCGCGAGCGCCAGAAAGCGUGGCGGGAAGCGCGCAGGGACCAUCGCCCCGAAGUCAACGCCGACGACGUCGCCUUCAUCGUCAGCCGCUGGACCGGCAUCCCAGUGACACGGAUGAGGCGGGCCGAAACCCGGCGCCUCAUCAACAUGGAAGACGAGUUGCACAAGCGGGUCAUCGGCCAGGAUCCGGCCAUACAGGCGAUGUCGCGGGCAAUUCGCCGCAGCCGGGCCGGGCUGAAGGACCCGAGGCGACCUAUAGGAUCGUUCAUCUUUUCCGGCCCGACCGGGGUUGGGAAGACCGAACUGGCGCGGGCUCUGGCCGAGUUCCUGUUCGCCGAUCGUGAGGCCCUCAUUCGCGUGGAUAUGAGCGAAUACAUGGAGCGGUUCUCGGUGUCGCGCCUCAUCGGCGCGCCACCGGGCUACGUGGGCUAUCAUGAAUCCGGCGCUCUUACCAAAGCGGUGCGGCGGCGUCCCUAUUCGGUCGUCCUCCUCGAUGAAAUCGAGAAGGCGCACCCCGAUGUCUUCAACAUCCUGCUGCAGGUGCUCGACGAAGGGCACCUGACCGACAACUACGGUCGGGCCAUCGAUUUCAAGAACACGGUCAUCAUCAUGACCUGCAACCUGGGGGCCAGGGAAAUCUCGAAGGGCGGUACCCUGGGAUUCCAUGAGGACAACGCUCAAUCGGGGUAUGAACGCAUGCGUGGCAAGGUGCAGGAGGCGAUUGAGCGCACCUUCAAUCCCGAGUUUCUCAAUCGCGUGGACGAUACCAUCGUCUUCCACUCACUCAGCCGUGACGAUAUCGGCAAGAUCGUCCACAUCCUGCUCCUGGAAAUACACGAACGCCUGAACGAGGAAGACCUGACCCUCACGCUCAGCGAUGCUGCCGUGGACUUCCUCGCGGAUAAGGGCUAUAGCGAGAAGUUCGGGGCGCGACCGCUCCGGCGGGCGAUCCAGCGCUAUCUGGAAGACCCUCUUUCGGAGAUGAUCCUGGUAGCGGAGUUCGGGGCGGGGGACGAGAUCCAGGCGGAUGUCAACGAGGCGGGCGACGGUCUUUCCGUGGGGGCGGCGUCCGCGACCAAGACGUGA
Messenger RNA from Geodia barretti, 2469 nucleotides. NCBI's taxonomy places the organism in Eukaryota, Metazoa, Porifera, Demospongiae, Tetractinellida, Geodiidae. The record is from the annotation of a GenBank genome assembly.